Schistocerca serialis cubense is the source of this 1124-nucleotide messenger RNA. Its product is annotated as protein AF-9-like. Lineage: Eukaryota; Metazoa; Arthropoda; Insecta; Orthoptera; Acrididae. The record is from RefSeq and is a predicted model, not a curated record. Bases 66 to 1124 code for a protein of 352 amino acids. The transcript has 9 exons.
CGUACAGUGGAUGACUGCGUCGAUAUUUCCUUUUUUGGCUGGUGUGGGAACUACUGUUUUCAGAGAUGAUGACAUUCAUGGCGCAUCAAUCAGACAAAAACGGAAAACCGUGCCAGGAAGAAAACGGGAAAGAUGAGAAGCCAACCCGGCCUUCAGCAGCAGGCACCACAGAGCUGGAGCAGGGGCGCCAGUCGCGACCCAGAGAGCGGCAGAGCCGGCCCCGGCCGCGCAGGGACACGUCACCCACGACGGCCUCUCUGACGUCUAGGGCGCUGCGGCUCUCGCGGCAGUUCCUGCAGCAAAAGGGCCGCCGCCUCAUGGAGUUGCCCCUGGGGCAGCGCGUGCUGGUCGUAGCAGACAAGGCGCUCGGCUGCGUCAUCCAAGCCUUGCGCUGGGCCGGCGUCCCUCCGGUCAACGUCCCAAUCACCGAAGGUGUCGUGCUUCCACCGGAACCCCUCGGGUUGUCUUUCCGUGAACCGAUUGCGACGCUCCUGCACAUGAUAGGGUCGGCGGUACGCAUGGCUGCGAUGUUUCUGCGUCUCCAUAUUCCGGAAAAUGAGGAACUGAUGGGCCAGCUGAUGAGUUACCGACGCGAACUGGAGGAGCUUCGAAUGGUUCCGGGCAGGCCCCCUCGCGCCAAGUCUCCUGAGGUGCAGAGAUCCACUACACUGGCUGGAUCAAACUCUUCCGCUAUACCACAGCCCAGAACUGCCACACCAUCAGAGUCCUCUUCAACGAGCUCUAGCUCAGGAAGUACAGCACCUAUCACGGAAGAGAUGGCUCAACGAUACUUCAGCCCGCCUCACUUCAGUACAGUUUCGACAAAGAGAGAGAAAGGAAAGGGCGACGGAGAGGAGGAAAAACAUCUAAAGGACGACGAACGGAAAGACAGUGAAACACAGCAGGAUGACCCUCAGCGGCAGGCGACGACGGCAGAGAAAGCGGAGGGGGAAGUCCUAAGCGUCGGUCAGCCGUCUACGUCAUCGUCAUCAGCACCUUCAGAAUCGUCAUUGGCUAAUGACGAAGGUGGUCUUCAGCCAGAGGCUAGCGGCGCUCGGAGGCCGUCCACAAAAUUCCCAAAACCUUCGCUGUUCAUGAAUUUAUUGGGUGUAAAGAUAGCCUGA